Molecule: messenger RNA, 1541 nt
Organism: Arabidopsis lyrata subsp. lyrata
Lineage: Eukaryota; Viridiplantae; Streptophyta; Magnoliopsida; Brassicales; Brassicaceae
Product: protein MARD1
Exons: 3
Coding region: 539-1345 (268 amino acids)
Source: RefSeq, a predicted model, not a curated record
UGAAUAUAAAUAUUAGUAUUUGAUAACAGAAGCUAGUAAUAAGUGUGUGUCUCUUUAGUGCUCUCUGUUUCUUCUGCUAUGAAAAAACUUCAUGGCGAAUUUUGAGGAUAUGGAAGAGAAUCAGUGGGUCUGUUUUCUAUUUUCUUUUCUUUUUCUCAGUUCAUCGAAACUAUAACCCACUAAACAAAUAAACCAAAUUAUUUAUUCAUAAAAAGCAAAAAAAAAAAUCAAUUUCUUGUUUUUGUUUCUUUCUCCAAUCUCUCUUGUGUAACGUUUCAUGUUACAACACUUUGAUAAAUAAAAUUUUAGUAAGAAAGUGCGAGUAACUCGGGAGUUAUAAAAACAAAAACAAAAAAAACAAUUUAUAUAAAAUAAAGCUUUCGUCUUUUCAGUUACUUUUUUAUUUCAUUUUCUCUACUUUUCUCUUUUGUCACACUUUCAUUUUAUUUUUUUCUCAAAUCAUGGAGGCAACAGAAUUGCAUUAGCUUCAUUUUCUCUCAAACUUCCACAAUCUUCAAACUUUCUGAUCUUCCAGUGAAUGAUGCUAAAGAAGAGAUCAAGAAGCAAGCAAGCUUUAAUGGCGGAACCAAACCAGAGUCAGAAUCAGAAACAGAGUAAACCGACGCCGUUUCCAAGGCUAUUCACAGCUUUUAGUAGCUUUAAAAGCUUCACUGAAAACGACGCCGUCGCGAGUCCAACUUCGAUUCUCGACACCAAACCUUUCUCUGUUUUGAAAAACCCUUUUGGAUCCGAUAACCCGAAAACCCACGAACCCGAAACCCGUCUCAGACUCGAACCCAAAAGAAUCGGACUCGCCAUUGUCGAUUCUUUAAUCCAAGACGAAACACCCGAACCCGGACCGAGAUCCGGGACGAUUCUAUUCGGGUCUCAGCUUCGGAUCCGGGUCCAGGAUUCUCCACGUUCCUCGUCGGAUUUCGGGAUCAAAACGAGGAAUUCUCAACCGGAGACGAAGAAGCCGGAUCCCGGGUCGGGUCUUGGAUCGCCCAGAAUCAUCUCCGGCUAUUUCUCGGCGAGCGAUAUGGAGUUAUCGGAGGAUUACACAUGCGUGACGUGUCACGGGCCUAACCCGAGAACCAUUCAUAUAUUCGAUAACUGUAUCGUAGAGAGCCAACCCGGCGUCGUUUUAUUCCGGAGAUCCGACCCGGUUAACGAAUCGGAUCCGGAUUAUUCCCCACCCGACAGUUUUCUCAGUUCUUGCUGUAACUGUAAGAAGAGUCUUGGACCUCGUGAUGACAUUUUCAUGUACAGGGGAGAUAGAGCUUUCUGUAGCAGUGAAUGCAGGUCCAUAGAGAUGAUGAUGUCAGAGGAAAAUGAUAUUAAAUGAAAUAAGUUUUUAUUGAGUUAUAUAUAAAAAAAAGUUAUGAUAAUGACUAUGAUUAAUAAAAUGUUAAGAUAUGAUGAAUUUUGUUUAGUUGCUUUUGUUUUGGUUUGGAGUAUAUGUAUCUAUGUGUAUUAUGUGUCUACAUGCAUAAUCAUAUAUACAUGUUUUACUUUAAUGUUACUUUAAAUCCUUAAUAACA